Molecule: messenger RNA, 777 nt
Organism: Linnemannia hyalina
Lineage: Eukaryota; Fungi; Mortierellomycota; Mortierellomycetes; Mortierellales; Mortierellaceae
Source: the annotation of a GenBank genome assembly
AUGUCUUUGGUCGCUGCUUGCUGCAACACCCCCGCCGUCGAGAACGCACACUGGCACGACAAGGGCGAGUUCGUCACCCUCUCGACCGAGAUUGCCGGUCAGAAGCGCAAGACCUACCUCACCGGACCUAAGGACUCCAAGCGUGGAAUCGUCGCCAUCUACGAUAUCUUUAGCUACCACCCCACCACCAACCAGUUCUUCGACAGAAUUGCCGAGUCGCAUGGAGGAUUCCAGCUGUCGGUCCCCGAGUUCUUCCCCGAGGGCGGCAUCCCCCCAGAGUACAUGGGCGAGGGUAGCAAGGUGAUGGGCUGGAUCGGUCAGUAUGGCGAUUACCAGAAGAACCACAUCCUCCAGGUUGCCCUGGCUGCUGUUGAGGACUUGCGCAAGGCUGGAUGCACUUCGUUCUCGCUCGUUGGACAGUGCUGGGGUGUCUUGAUGGCUGUCAAGAUUGUCUCAGAGGAGGGAACCCCCUUCUUGUCGGCUGGUGGUCCUCACCCUUCGUUCAUCUCAUUGGAGACUACCAAGGAUGUCAAGACUCCCUUGAUCUUCUUGCCUUCUAAGGAUGAGGCUGAUUUGGUCCCUGUUAUUGAGCGCAUCAACACCAAGGGCUUCCCUGUCGAGUCUGUCCACCAGCGCUUUGACAAUAUGCACCACGGCUGGACCGGAGGACGUGGCGACUGGACUAACGCUGAGCAGUUCAAGGCCGGUUUGGAGGCCGUCGAUCUCCUUGGCGCCUUCUACGCCAAGGUCGCUGCCGCCAACGACAGCAAGCUGUAA